Molecule: messenger RNA, 2196 nt
Organism: Gekko japonicus
Lineage: Eukaryota; Metazoa; Chordata; Lepidosauria; Squamata; Gekkonidae
Gene: FKTN
Product: fukutin
Exons: 8
Coding region: 1-1116 (371 amino acids)
Cellular component (GO): Golgi membrane
Source: RefSeq, a predicted model, not a curated record
AUGAUCGAGGUUUACAAGCUUAUGCAGGGAAUUGAGCAGAAUGGAGCCGUUUUCCCCAAGAUCAAAGGGAGUAAGACGGGACAAGACAGCAGCCGAUGGACGGGCUUGUUCCGAGCGGCGGAGAGAGUGGGAUUCCAGUGGCUCAAGGUCCAGAGCAAAGACCCGCGCCUAGAAGGCAUGGAGGAUCUCUCAGGGACUGAGAUUCCCUUGCACUACAUCUUCCGACUGGCCAAUCACGCCAUCCACGUGGUGGUCUUUUACGAGAGGAACGGCAACUAUCUGUGGCACGGUCAGCUGCGGUUGAGACGACACGUGGACCGGAAGUUUGUGCCUUUCCGAAAGCUACAGUUCGGCCACUACCCCGGAGCCUAUGAGAAGCUAGAACUACAAAGUGUCUCUCUUGAUGGGUUAACAGUCCAGAUUCCAAAAGAGCCGUCUCGUUUCCUUGAAGAGUGGUCCCACUCGAGGUUUAUUGAAUGUAGGUACAGAGAAGCUCGGUCUUUCUUUCAGCUGUAUCCCGAUGAUAUGUCUCUCGAUGCGGUGGAGUUCAGGAAAAAAGCCAAGGCGUUACUGCACCUUGCUGCUGUGAUGCUGAACAGUUUGGGCGUGAGAUUCUGGCUGAGCAGCGGAACAUGCCUGGGUUGGUACCGGCAGUGCAAUAUUAUUCCUUACAGCAAGGAUGUGGAUUUGGGGAUUUUAGUUAAAGACUAUAAACCGGAUAUUGUUUCAGCCUUUCAGAAGGCAGGAUUACCCCUGAAGCACAAGUUUGGCAAGGUAGAAGACAGCUUGGAGCUUUCCUUUCAGGGAGAAGGUGAUGUGAAGCUUGACAUUUUUUUCUUCUAUGAAGAGGAGGACCACAUGUGGAACGGAGGAACUCAGGCCAAAUCAGGCAAAAAAUUCAAGUACCUGUUUCCCAAGUUCACACUAUGUUGGACCGAGUUUGUAGAAUUAAAGGUGCGUGUACCAUGUGAACCCCUCCAGUACAUCGAAGCCAACUACGGUCAAGAGUGGAAGACGCCAGUGAAGGAGUGGGACUGGAAGAACUCGCCGCCCAACGUGCAGCCCAAUGGGAUCUGGCCCAUUGAUGAGUGGGAAGAAGUCAUUCAACUCUACUGAACUCUUUGCAAGACCCCAGAAUGUAUUUGCAGGUUCUGUCACACAGAAGUCAUAACCGCAUCUGAAACCUCUGUCCACUGUUUUACCGUUUUACCGAGACACUUCUACAAGUUUUUCUCAGCGCCAGACAGAUGGGCGUACGGCUUCAAAGUGCUGAGAAGGAGAAAGUAACGCUGGCCUUCUGUUUUAAAACUGUGCCUCAGAAAACGUCCCAUUGUAAAAACGCCAACAAAAACCGCCCAGUCUCCUAAAAUGACAAUAAGAGUUAACUUGCCAGGGAGAAAGUGGGAGAAGUCCUCUCUUGUGUAGAGCCAGGUCACCCGGGAAGGUUCCUAAUGCAGAAGAGGGCCCACAAGGAAACAGAAUACUUGUAAGUUAGCACUGUUGUGAAGAGGCAUCCUGGGCUGGCGGGGGAAAGUGUUUUUGUUGUUUCCAUGUGUGCACUUCUCCUUAAAAAGGCGGGGGGCAGGGCGUUCAGUUCGGCACAGGCCAUUGUACAGGGGAUUUAGGAUGGGAACACUUAAGCAUGACCAACUGACCACGUUUGCAUCUUGGCAGCUACUACUGAAGUCGGUGCAUGGAAUGGAGGAGAGCCACACAAUGGUUGUUCCCCCCCCCCCUCCUGUGCAAAGCUGGGAGUGGAGGGAGCCUUGCAAAAAUUAGUGCCAAAAACAUGAAAAGCAGCAAGAAUGACUCCUGAUUUUUCAACUCCCCUGCCUGCGUUAUGGUGCUGUCUCCUAAAUGGACAGCUUUUGGAACAGGAAGUGCAGGCAAUGCUCUCUUCUUUUCCCAGCCACCGUAGUGUUGGACUAGAAUGACCCAAGCUCAGAUCCUCACCCUGCCCUGGAAGCUCCACUGGGUGACCUUGGGCCAGCCACGCACCUUCAGCCUAAGCUACAACACAGGACUGUAGUUAUAAGGAUAGACUGGAGACCCACAUAGACUGCCCUGAGCUCUCCAGAGGAAGGGUGGAAUGGAAAUGUGGCAGAUUUCCAGGCUUUGCAGUGUCCAUAGUCACGGUACGCCACUUUCUUUUCUACCCCUGACCUGGAUAGCCCAGGCUAGCCCAAUCCCAUCAGA